Messenger RNA from Scaptodrosophila lebanonensis, 2745 nucleotides. Its product is annotated as trichohyalin-like. The transcript has 8 exons. Bases 1 to 2745 code for a protein of 914 amino acids. Lineage: Eukaryota; Metazoa; Arthropoda; Insecta; Diptera; Drosophilidae. The record is from RefSeq and is a predicted model, not a curated record.
AUGGACGCGGACAGGGGCUACGGGGACCUGGAAGAGUGGCGCAGGCUCCAGAAACAAAUGGCAUUCGAUCGGGACCCCCGGAACUUCCAGUUCCGGGCGCCCGCCCGAGCAAGAUCACCGACGCCGGCAGGCAACCGACGUCGCCGCCGUGGGCACCGCGGGGGCCGUCGAGCGCGAGAGCGACGCCAACGGGCGCAACAGGCGCGGCUGGAGGAGCAGCAGCGAGAGGAGAGGCUACGGCUGGAGGAGCAGCAGCGGGAUGAGAGGCUGCGGCGUCGGGAGCAGCGACAAGGCGAGCGGCGCGAAGAUCAGCAGCGGCAUUUAAGAUCGGCCCUGCAAUCUUCGGCCCGACGAAACAUGGACGCGGACAGGGGCUACGGGGACCUGGAAGAGUGGCGCAGGCUCCAGAAACAAAUGGCAUUCGAUCGGGACCUCCGGAACUUCCAGUUCCGGGCACCCGCCCGAGCAAGAUCACCGACGCCGGCAGGCAACCGACGUCGCCGCCGUGGGCACCGCGGGGGCCGUCGAGCGCGAGAGCGACGCCAACGGGUACAACAGGCGCGGCUGGAGGAGCAGCAGCGAGAGCGACGCCAACGGGCGCAACAGGCGCGGCUGGAGGAGCAGCGGCGAGAGGAGAGGCUACGGCUGGAGGAGCAGCAGCGGGAUGAGAGGCUGCGGCGUCGGGAGCAGCGACAAGGCGAGCGGCGCGAAGAUCAGCAGCGGCAUUUAAGAUCGGCCCUGCAAUCUUCGGCCCGACGAAACAUGGACGCGGACAGGGGCUACGGGGACCUGGAAGAGUGGCGCAGGCUCCAGAAACAAAUGGCAUUCGAUCGGGACCUCCGGAACUUCCAGUUCCGGGCACCCGCCCGAGCAAGAUCACCGACGCCGGCAGGCAACCGACGUCGCCGCCGUGGGCACCGCGGGGGCCGUCGAGCGCGAGAGCGACGCCAACGGGUACAACAGGCGCGGCUGGAGGAGCAGCAGCGAGAGCGACGCCAACGGGCGCAACAGGCGCGGCUGGAGGAGCAGCGGCGAGAGGAGAGGCUACGGCUGGAGGAGCAGCAGCGGGAUGAGAGGCUGCGGCGUCGGGAGCAGCGACAAGGCGAGCGGCGCGAAGAUCAGCAGCGGCAUUUAAGAUCGGCCCUGCAAUCUUCGGCCCGACGAAACAUGGACGCGGACAGGGGCUACGGGGACCUGGAAGAGUGGCGCAGGCUCCAGAAACAAAUGGCAUUCGAUCGGGACCUCCGGAACUUCCAGUUCCGGGCACCCGCCCGAGCAAGAUCACCGACGCCGGCAGGCAACCGACGUCGCCGCCGUGGGCACCGCGGGGGCCGUCGAGCGCGAGAGCGACGCCAACGGGUACAACAGGCGCGGCUGGAGGAGCAGCAGCGAGAGCGACGCCAACGGGCGCAACAGGCGCGGCUGGAGGAGCAGCGGCGAGAGGAGAGGCUACGGCUGGAGGAGCAGCAGCGGGAUGAGAGGCUGCGGCGUCGGGAGCAGCGACAAGGCGAGCGGCGCGAAGAUCAGCAGCGGGUGAGAAGGGCCAUGCGAGACGUGGAGGCGCGCCUGGCGUACGCCAGAUGCCUGCAGGAGCUGCAAUGGCUGCAUAGGGGGUCGCGGGUGGACAGCCGCGGGUCCCCUGGCCAGUACACAGACUACAUUUCCGAGGGCUCCGGCGAUGAGCAAGCCCAAGUCUUACAGGCCGAGUGCAACGGCUACUUGGAGCAGCAGCAAGAACCGAGCGUCGUCUGCCAGCCGCAGCAUGACAACCAAGAUGGCGUGACCACGGCGUCGCAUGACCUUCUAGAAAUUAUAAAGAAUUUGCAAGCAGAAGUAAAUGCGAACAAAAUGUUGCUGUUACAAUUUCGAACGGAGGCAGGCAAAAAUAUGACGCGUCAAGCGGCGAGCCAUAGCAACGCCAGCAACAUCCAAAGGGACGGCAUAGCAAGCAACGACGACGCCAGUAACGACACAGACUACAUUUCCGAGGGCUCCGGCGAUGAGCAAGCCCAAGUCUUACAGGCCGAGUGCAGCGUCUACUUGGAGCAGCAGCAAGAACCGAGCGUCGUCUGCCAGCCGCAGCAUGACAACCAAGAUGGCGUGACCACGGCGUCGCAUGACCUUCUAGAAAUUAUAAAGAAUUUGCAAGCAGAAGUAAAUGCGAACAAAAUGUUGCUGUUACAAUUUCGAACGGAGGCAGGCAAAAAUAUGACGCGUCAAGCGGCGAGCCAUAGCAACGCCAGCAACAUCCAAAGGGACGGCAUAGCAAGCAACGACGACGCCAGUAACGACACAGACUACAUUUCCGAGGGCUCCGGCGAUGAGCAAGCCCAAGUCUUACAGGCCGAGUGCAGCGUCUACUUGGAGCAGCAGCAAGAACCGAGCGUCGUCUGCCAGCCGCAGCAUGACAACCAAGAUGGCGUGACCACGGCGUCGCAUGACCUUCUAGAAAUUAUAAAGAAUUUGCAAGCAGAAGUAAAUGCGAACAAAAUGUUGCUGUUACAAUUUCGAACGGAGGCAGGCAAAAAUAUGACGCGUCAAGCGGCGAGCCAUAGCAACGCCAGCAACAUCCAAAGGGACGGCAUAGCAAGCAACGACGACGCCAGUAACGGUAAAACUACCAGUGAAGAUGGCAAUAGCGACAGAGCAGCCGACGCUGACACCGAUAACGGCAACACACACAACGUCGACGUCAGCAGCAGCUUAAACACCAACGAAAUGGAGAUGCAACGAGCGUAUCCAUGA